AUGACAUCGUUAGAGACUUUAAUUCUUUCCUCUUGCAAGAGUCUUAAAAUGCUCCCAGAAGUCUCCCCGUGUAUGGAGAAGUUAUCAAAAAUAUAUCUUGAUCAAUGUGGUCAGAUAGAGGAACUGCCACCGUCAAUUACAAGUUUGUCUGGGCUAUCGUUAUUGAAUCUGACAAACUGUACGAACCUCAAGAACAUUCCAAACUCUAUAUGUGAGUUAAAAAAUCUCAAGAGCCUUCAUCUUCACAACUGUGGGAAACUGCAAAAAGUGCCAGAGGACUUCAAAAGCAUGCAAAACUUAGAAGAGCUUUUGCUAGGACUCUCUGAGAUGUGGGACUAUGAAAGGCUGCCAGAUUUCAUCGGUUUUCAUACUGUGAAAAGUUUGUUUUGCUUGAAAAAAUUAGAUCUCAGUUGGAGACAAAUUGAAGAAAAAGACUUCCCUCAAAAUCUUCAUGCAUUUUCCCACUUGGAAGAGUUACAUCUGAGUGGAAACUCGAGAUUAACUCAAUUGCCUGCUGGCAUCUCUGAUCUUCCUCGUCUUAAACUUUUAGAGUUGAAUAAGUGUGACAAGCUUCAAAAUCUGCAUUCUUUACCAUCAGGAAUACAAGUAUUGAAGGCACGAGGUUGCAGAUCACUGGAAAAGAUUGGAGAUUUAACAAAAGAGUAUGAGUGGCUAUAUAAGAUAUGGCUCCUAGACUGCCACAAACUACUAGAGUGUCAAGAGACUGAAGGACACCUUGAUAAGAUGUUGCACCAAUCUUUUCUUAAGAAGUGUGCUGCAGUAAAUCAUCGAUUAAGUAUUGCUAUUCCUGGAACAAAUAUGCCAAGCUGGUUGAAAGAAGAAUGGUAUGGGUGCAGUAUAGUGUUGAAGUUACCCCCCAAAUGUCAUACCCAAAUAAUGGGGUUUGCAGUAUGUGGUGUUUUUCAUGGGAGCUGGCAGUCGAAACAUGCCUCUCCACGGAUCAUCUUUAAAAUUGUUAAUGAUGAAAAAGCCAUUCCCAUACAAAAGGUUGUUUCUGUUAGUGCAUCUGCAGCAGCUGAUAAUGGGAAUGUAUGGAUCAGCUAUAUACCAUUCGAUUUCUUUCAGCAGAUGUAUCAUGACUUUCAACCUGAGGAUUGGUCGCAUAUCGAAGGUACUCUUGUCAUGACUCUUAUGACAACAGACAAUAAUAAAUCUGUAAGAUGUGCAGCCCAAAUAGUGUACAGAGAAGAUUUGGAAAACCUCCAACCUAUGACAACAUGUAUAUCUGAUUAUGGGAACUUGGUGCAAGUUAGUGGUAACGAUUGUCAGAAGCAUCUCGACUAUGAUAGGAGAGUCUCUGGAAAUACUUACGUUUCUCAAGAAAAGUCUGAUGAAAAGAAUUCAAACCAGAUCCCUGUAAGAUCUGGAACAUCCCGAAGUCCCUUCAUGUAUGACAUAUCAGCCAUCCUUUGCAAGUAGACCUUUUUAAGGAUCUAGAGGUCUGGCGAUAUAAUCAGCUUAAUGAACUACUGGGAAAAGAGAACGGUCUAGAUGUUUUGGGUUCAAGUUUUCGUACCUGAUGGAAUACUACAAUCCAAAUACUACAGUUGUAUUGCUUUUUGCUACGUGUUGGUGGCUGCAACAUAGAUGCUAUUCAUUCUUUUGGUAUUGUAUGGCUCUUUCAAUUGAAUUUCUUUUUCAGUCAUAGUUGGCGUUUGCUUUCAUUUCAUGUAUUGGAUUGCAUUCCUAGGUUUACUCUUAUACACUUGGGAUCAAAGUUUGGUUUUCCUUUGGAUUGUACAUGAUAUAUCUUUACUAUCUAACUAGAUU
Messenger RNA from Erigeron canadensis, 1791 nucleotides. RefSeq names its product disease resistance-like protein DSC1. Gene Ontology annotation, molecular function: protein binding. The transcript has 3 exons. The coding region runs from base 1 to 1440 and encodes 479 amino acids. Lineage: Eukaryota; Viridiplantae; Streptophyta; Magnoliopsida; Asterales; Asteraceae. The record is from RefSeq and is a predicted model, not a curated record.